UCCAGACAAGGGAUAAAAGCUGGUGUUUCGGGCGAUGGCAGCGCGGCCCCAUGGCGGAAAUGCAUGUGGUGGUAUCCACGCAGACGGUGGGCGAUGACGCCUCGGAGCCCUUCUUCCGGGGCCCUUGGCAGGGCUGGCGCCAGGACUGGGACGGGGAGAUCGGCUUCCGCUUCCGCGCAGAGGCCACGUUCCUCAUCACCUCCCUGGGCAGGUUUGUGGCGGAGGAGUCCUUAGCGGAGGAUGCUGAAGUGACCCUGUGGGCAGCAAAGACGCAGAAGAAGCUUGGCUCAGUGACGGUCGGCCCAAAGUCGGCGACGGUGGACGGCUAUGCGUACUCUGAGGUCUUCCCGAGGAUUGUUGCACGGCUGGGCCAGGAGUACUGCCUCACCCAGACUUGCCGCCGCGGGAUGAGGGACCCUUGGCCAGAUCACUGCGCAGAGCCUGCGGAGCUCCAGGAGAAAGCCCUGGCCUUUGCAAGGAAUCGUCCUGAGCCAGGGCUCCUUUGCGGCGCAGUUGCCCAAAGCUCAAGGUUCUUGGGCGGCGUCUACGACUUCCACGGUGGCUUCCCAGCCUUUCAGGACAUGGACGAGGGCCGGCGCGCGGGGAUGCUCAACUUCAAGGCUAUGCCCGGCAUUGCGACCAUCCCGAUUCAGCCCAGCAUGACAGUGUAUGGGCUGAAGCAAGAGCUGGAAGCGGUCACUGGAGUACCACCAAUCCAGCAAGAGCUGUCAUGGCGCAUGAAGCCCUUGUCCGGGGACGUACUCUUGACCAGCGAGGGCGUUGCCAGUGGCGACCUGCUGGUUCUCGCAGUUCGGGCGGGAUCUUUGGCGGUCACUGCCAGCCGCGAUGGCACUGCCAGGUUGUGGUCCAUGGAGACGGGUCAGUGCGUGCGGCAGCUGUCGGGCCACCGCGGCCAUCUGCUCCACGCAGAGUUCGCCCCCUCCGGCAGCUCCGUGGUGACAGCCUCCCAGGAUAGCACCGCUCGACUCUGGGUGGUGGAAACGGGCCAAUGCUCGGCAGUGCUGGAGGGCCACACAGCGCCUGUGGUGUCUGCUUGCUUCGCGCCCUCUGGUGCUUCAGUGGUCACCGCCUCGCAGGACCACACAGCCCGGGUGUGGACCAUUGACGGCACCUGCAGCUUCGUCUUGGCCAAGCACGCGGGCGCUGUCCUCUCUGCGCGCUUCUCGCCCGACGGCUCGAAGAUUGCCACUGGCUCCACUGAUUGCACGCUGCGGCUUUGGGACCCCACCUUCGGGGAGCCCCUGCUGCAGGUGAAGGACCAUGGCGGCGGCGUGUUCCUGGCGGAAGUUUCGCCAGACGGCACGCAGUUGCUGACGGCGGCCAUCGAUACGCAGGGGGUGGUCUUGCGGGACGCCGCAUCUGGCGCAGUGCUGCAGAAACUUGCUGAUGGUCGGCUGGCUCAUGAUGCGGCUUUCUCGCCUGAUGGAUGCUACAUCCUCACUGCGAGCUGUGACUGGUCGGCAAGGCUUUGGACUUCCAGCGGGCAGAUGGUGCAGGAGCUGCAGCACGUGGCCCAGGUGCUGCGGUGCCGCUUCUCCGCGGACGGCUCGCUGGCGCUGACUUUGUGCGCCAACCACGCGGCCUUGGUGUGGCGUGUGCCAGAUGGAGAGCUGGUCCAAUCUUUCUCUGGACACUCCGGCCCCGUGACCUGCGGCAGCUUCAGCCCGGACGGCUUGCAGCUGAUCACCGGCUCGGAGGACUGCCACGCUCGCGUUUGGGACGUUGCCUCGGGGCGCUGCACAGCUGUGCUGGCUGGCCAUGAGGCCAGAUUGGAAGCAGUGCGAAUUUCACCAUAGACCUGUAGCAUCGGGAAGACCCCGCGGCUCAGCAGCAGAUUUGGCUACAUUUAAUGUGCGGGUCAAACAACCGCGCGCGCUCGUAGCAAUCUGCGAACUCUUUGGCGAAC
Molecule: messenger RNA, 1927 nt
Organism: Effrenium voratum
Lineage: Eukaryota; Dinophyceae; Suessiales; Symbiodiniaceae
Source: the annotation of a GenBank genome assembly